AUGUCGCGUCAACUCAUUUCCAGCGAGAAGUUCCCCACAAAGCCCCAUAACUGUCCGGCUGUCAAAGUACCAGGUCUCGUGUUUUGUGCAGGUCAAACGGCAACUGGAGAAAUCAAACAAGCAACCAGAACCGUUUUACAAAACCUGAAAGAGGUUCUGGAGCUUGCCGGUUCGUCACUUGAGCAAGUGGUGAAGUAUAAUGUUUAUCUUGCCGAUAUGGCCGAUUUUCAAUCCAUGAACGAGGUUUACAUUGAUUUCCUCCCCCAACCCAUGCCAGCUCGAUCCUGCUUGCAAGCCUUGGCCCCAGGGAAAGAUACCGUAAUUGAGAUUGAAUGUAUUGCACAGGUGUGA
This is a messenger RNA of Penicillium verhagenii, 351 nucleotides long. Its product is annotated as RidA family protein. Gene Ontology annotation, molecular function: deaminase activity. The transcript has 3 exons. Lineage: Eukaryota; Fungi; Ascomycota; Eurotiomycetes; Eurotiales; Aspergillaceae. The record is from RefSeq and is a predicted model, not a curated record. Gene Ontology annotation, cellular component: mitochondrion; cytosol. Bases 1 to 351 code for a protein of 116 amino acids.